Xiphias gladius (swordfish) is the source of this 3171-nucleotide messenger RNA. RefSeq names its product RAB14, member RAS oncogene family, like (gene rab14l). Lineage: Eukaryota; Metazoa; Chordata; Actinopteri; Istiophoriformes; Xiphiidae. Gene Ontology annotation, cellular component: Golgi apparatus; trans-Golgi network; phagocytic vesicle. The transcript has 8 exons. Gene Ontology annotation, biological process: Golgi to endosome transport; defense response to bacterium; endocytic recycling. Bases 231 to 878 code for a protein of 215 amino acids. Gene Ontology annotation, molecular function: GTPase activity; GTP binding. The record is from RefSeq and is a predicted model, not a curated record.
UGCAGGUGAGGUUGCCUUCCACGAAACGGUGCGCACUAUUGGUGUACCCAGCGCAAACCGCCGCAUACGAUGCUCUUUGUCCCAGAAGCCCAUUGCACACAGCGGAGGAAACCCUGUGCCGCGAGCAGCCAUCUUGGAUAGACAGAUCAUACUUGAGCCAGGAUAACCUGCAGACCUCCUCUGAGCAGCUCAAGAACAGACAGCUCAAAAGACGUAAUUCCUGAGCCACAAUGGCCACAGCACCAUACAACUACUCCUACAUUUUCAAAUACAUCAUUAUCGGGGACAUGGGGGUAGGGAAGUCAUGUUUGCUUCACCAGUUCACAGAAAAGAAAUUCAUGGCAGACUGCCCCCAUACGAUCGGUGUGGAGUUUGGUACAAGAAUCAUUGAGGUGAGUGGCCAGAAGAUCAAGCUGCAGAUCUGGGACACAGCAGGACAAGAGCGCUUUAGGGCCGUCACCCGCUCCUACUACCGCGGAGCUGCAGGAGCACUCAUGGUCUACGACAUCACCAGGAGAAGUACGUACAACCACCUCAGCAGCUGGUUGACGGAUGCUAGAAACCUCACCAACCCCAAUACUGUGAUCAUUCUCAUAGGAAACAAAGCAGACUUGGAGGCCCAGAGGGACGUCACGUAUGAGGAAGCAAAGCAGUUUGCUGAGGAGAACGGUCUGUUGUUUCUCGAAGCUAGUGCAAAAACAGGUGAAAACGUUGAGGACGCUUUUCUGGAAGCUGCUAAGAAAAUCUACCAGAACAUCCAAGAUGGGAGCCUUGACCUGAACGCCGCCGAGUCAGGGGUCCAGCACAAGCCCUCGGCCCCUCAGGGUGGCCGGCUAACCAGCGAACCACAGCCCCAGAGGGAAGGCUGCGGCUGCUAAUGACCAAGCAAACCCCCUUCACCCUCCCCUUCACCCUCUCUCCCUCUCCCUCUCUCCCUCUCUCUCUCCCUCUCCCUCCAACUGUCCUGCCCACCCUCCCCCAACCCUCUCCAUCCAUUUGUUCACCUCCGUACGUUCAACCACCCUCACUGCACCAGGAACUGCAUGAGAGCAGAGCUGCGGAGGGAAGAAAUGGGGGACUUGGAAUUGACUUGGGCCAGACUGAGCUGGGCUGUGUAGACUACAUCUCUCCCCUCCUCCUCUUCCUCCUCUCUGCCUGUCUGUCUCCCUCUGUUGCUGUCUCACUCCUACUCUUUAAAUUCUGUCAGUGUGUUGACGUCCCAUCUUUUGCUCCCCUCGCAUCAUUCAGGCUAGUCCCCCUCCAUAGUAGCGUAGACACCACCACGCAAUACACGGGUUACUGACACUUUAGAUAGAUGUAAUGUUCAUACGAUAAUGAUAAACCAAGAUUGUUUUUAUGUUUGGUUUUAUAGCUAUAUAUGAAAUGUAAACACUGCAUUAAGUUUCAUCCACCGCUGAUUAGUUCUGUAUGAAUCAGAUCUAAAUUAUAUUCCCAAUCUCUUAGCACCUCUCCUGCAUGGUUUACCAAUCCAGCAUUUUAUCGAGACGUGGGUGCAAUAUCUCACUCGCGGUUCAUAUUUGUGGGAUCGGGUCGCGAGGGCAAUGAAGUAGUGUAUCAUGCAGCCACACAGGUAGAAGCUCUGAAGUGUGUGUCAGAGAAUGUGUAGCCGAGUCAGCUUUUUCAGCAGGAUUCAACCCUGCUUGUGGCUUUUAAUUCAGCUGCUCGGCACAAAGCGAAUUCCUUUGCCAGAUUUGGCAACACUGAUGUUCUCAGGAGAGAGGGGGAAAAAAUUUAGAGAACCGGGAAUCACCCACAAAUUCCUUGUGGGUGAUUCUUCAGUCUCUCCUGAGAUAUAAUUGGAAGGAAUAUUGGGUGUUUUCCAGUUUGUCUGUCCAUGAGUGUCUGUGUGUUAAGAAGGUGGAUGGGGGUUUCUUUAGAAACAAAAAAAAAGGCAUUUCUGUUUUUGAUGGGUUCAUUGACAUCGGUUUCUUUGCACCAGCUCUCCUUCUCCUCACCCGUCUGACCCCAAAAGUCUCCCCCAGGUCAUAUCAACAGAUUCUGUCUGUACCAGCAUUGUCUUUGUCAUUGUUUGUUGCCUUAUUAUAAUUAGUAUGUUACUACUCUUUAAUCUUUAUAGUUUUGCUGCACUUGCUCUUCACACUGCUGUUGGACUCACCCCGAUUUAAAAAAAGAAAAAAAAAUCAACUCUUUCUAGAAUAAUUAUUGCAUUUUACCGGAGAAUGGCAUAAACACACGACCGGUGGCUCACAUGGUAAAAAUAUCUCAAAUGGUCGAGUAUCAGCAGCAUGGUCUGAAGCCCACAUCUUGACCAUUCAGCUGUGACGCUGCACUGAAGAGCUGUUCUGUUCAUUUUGACGGUUGUUCCUCUUGUAUAAUACAAUACCAAGCAGCAUGUCCCCCCCAACCCCCACCAAAAAACACGAUGAAAUUGUCAAAAUCCAAUUUUUUUUUAAAUUUUUUUUAAGUACAAAUUUUCUGUAUCAUAGUGAUUCCCUGAUUGGACAGCUGUAUAUAUUGCUUCUUAACUAUUGGUGAUGACCUCGCUACUUGGGAUUUAGAAAUGUAUUUGCUGGCUCUGCCAAGAUCUGUACAGUUGAUGUGCUAGUGGGUUGCCUGUAAUUCAUGCUUGGGAAAUUCUGUAACAUAGUUUCUAUUAAUAAAUGUAUGUAAAGGACAGACACCUAAACAGCCCCCCCAACCACUCCGUCUGCACACUACUGAACCUGCCGAUUGGUUGAGGGGAGAGGAAGUGGAUUGAGAUAAUGUGCAAACUUGUAUUUAUGUCAGCAAAUAUUGAUUCCUCUCAUUUCUACAUGCAGUGGAGAAUGGGGCACUUUUAUGUUUAUAUUCUUUUUUUUGUUUUUCCACCCCAUCAUAGCUCCUCUACUUGGGAGGGGCCUGCAUCGCUGUCUUAACUUUUGGGGUGUGGGGAUUUGUUUGUUAUUGUGGGAAGUUGGUGGGCUGGGUCUUCCUUUUUCCUGUGUCCCACCUCUUUGCAGUCUGAGUGACCACUUCCUGCUUUUGUCUGUCCACAAGUACAAAAAAAAAAAAACGUACAUAUGUAUAAAUUUUUAAGGAGCUGUGCUAACAUUUAAAUGCAUUCUUGCGUGUAUAUGAUUUUAAAAUGUUGACAUUUUGAUUUUAAUGACAAAAUACUCUAGACAGAAAAAUAAAUUAUACAUAACCUGU